Eurytemora carolleeae is the source of this 1569-nucleotide messenger RNA. RefSeq lists its product as uncharacterized. The record is from RefSeq and is a predicted model, not a curated record. Lineage: Eukaryota; Metazoa; Arthropoda; Copepoda; Calanoida; Temoridae. The coding region runs from base 921 to 1463 and encodes 180 amino acids. The transcript has 7 exons.
UAGACUGGAAGAAUAUUACGAAUGUCGUCUUUUUAUACUAUAUCAUAAUGGUGAUUGGUGGUGUCUUCAUUUUUGUUAUGUGCUGUUGUUAAAAUAACAUAAACUCUAAAUUUAUUCGUAUGUGUUAAAGUAACAAUAUUCGACCUACAAAGUAUAAAAGCUUCCAUGGAACUGAAAAACUAUUCGAAAUUAUUAAUAUGCAAUAAUUAAUAUUUAUAUCAUAUGAUUAGGUGUGUCUUGUCAUAUACAAUUCGUUUCUCCUUAGGGGUUUGUUAUUUAUUAAGUUUGAAGAGACAGAUGGUUGUAAUUUCAACCCUUCAUAUUCACAGCUCUAUCCUUUUAACCUUUCUCAUCAAUAAUUUGGAAGAUCUUCUAAAGUUCUAACUUAAAGUAUUUAAUUCUGAUAAUUCAUCCUUUUUUCUGCAGCAAAAAUGCCAAUUCAUAAUUCAUAAUUGAAAAUAAAUCAGUUUUCUAAGGGAACAAAAAUAAUAUUUGCAUCCUUCUUAAUCAGGAACCGGAAAUUCCACUCUAAAUUGGAGAGUUACUGGAUAAUACGUACUCAUUCCGUUGCGGGAUUAUUUUUGUUAAUUUGAUGAAGGAAAAGGCCAUUUUUCUUAACUCUUUAUUAUAUAUUGUCAACUUGAUUUUAACCUUAAUGUGUAAAAAGUACGCAUAUUGUCUUUAUUGUGCGAAAAUUAAAAUUGCGAAAAUUUUUCACAAAACAUGAUUUUAAAUGUAUAAAAAAUCCCCAGGUGAUAAAAUGGUAUUUAAAGCAUUUGUUGAUUAUGUAAGUUUUUAUCGAUGACAUUCCGUAUACAAAAAUAAAAAUAUUAAACAUUUUUGUUUUUUUGUUAAAAUUAUGUUUUCAGAUCAUGUGAAGGCUAGGGUUGUAAUUAUUAUAAUAUUCCAGAGAUUACAAAAUGUCUCCCAAACCGGAUGUCCCGGAGAGAAUGCGCCAAUCUCCUGAUCCCAAACCAGAUACAGUUCUACCCCAAGAUAGAGGGGAUGUGGCAACAGAUGAGUCGGAUGGAAGUGAUGAAUUUCAAGGGACAGGGUACGAAUAUUAUCUCGUAGGACAGGAUGGAACUGUUAGACCUGACUCAGAGGAUGAAGAUGAGGAUGGAUUAUCUAGUUUAUCUAUACAGGAUCAAGUUCAAGCACUUGUAGCACAAGCACAGAGUGUACAGGAGAAUCUGUCCCCUGAUGUACAAAACCUAAUCAGUGAAUCCGUGUUCCGACAGACAGCUGAAGAAAGCUUUGAAAGAAUUCAAAUCUGGGCAGACACAGACAGAAACCCUGAUGGACAGACAGAUAGACAGAUAGAGAUGGAUGGAGAGAAGGUGGAGACGAUCAAAAAUAUUAUGUCGAGCUUUAGUUUGCCGAGUACAAGUAUUCCAUCAUGGAUAACACAGGACCUUGGAGCAGAUGAUCUCAUCAAAAAAGUUCAGACCCUCAAAAAAUAAAAAAGUUUUAAAAAAUUGAAAAUAUUUAUAAAAAUGUAAUUAUCAUAUAUGUAUGUAAACAAUAUGACAAGAGUUUAAACCUAAAAAUAAAUUUCUUAGUUUUUAA